This is a messenger RNA of Sardina pilchardus (European sardine), 1521 nucleotides long. Its product is annotated as amphoterin-induced protein 3. The transcript has a single exon. Gene Ontology annotation, molecular function: protein binding. Gene Ontology annotation, cellular component: membrane. The record is from RefSeq and is a predicted model, not a curated record. Gene Ontology annotation, biological process: brain development. NCBI's taxonomy places the organism in Eukaryota, Metazoa, Chordata, Actinopteri, Clupeiformes, Clupeidae. Bases 1 to 1521 code for a protein of 506 amino acids.
AUGGGCUUGAUGCUGUGUAUAGCCUUCGUCUUCCUCCUGGCUCAAGUCUCCGAGAGUACCUGUCCCGCUGGGUGCUUAUGUCCCUCUUACAUUGUGAGCUGCGGAGCCCUCGGUCUGGAAAAAUUGCCUCACCCUGUUCCCGCCACCACCUGGACUCUGGAUCUCAGCCACAACCGGCUGACGUGGCUCGGGGUGGGCAGUUUCUACGGUCUGCCCAGGCUGGUCCGCCUGCGCCUGGCCCACAACCUGAUCUCGCAGCUCAGCCCCGGCGCCUUCCAGAAUGCCAGCGCCCUGCGCCACCUGGACCUCUCGUCCAAUAAGCUGCAGGUGGUGGGGCGCCACCACUUCCUGGAGCUGACGGGCCUGGAGGAGCUGCUGCUCUUCAACAACCGGAUCACGCGCGUGGAGAGCACCGCCCUGAUGGGCCUGAGCCGCCUCCGCCGCCUCUACCUCAGCUUCAACCACAUCUCCGACUUCCCCUUCUUCUCCAUCCGCAAGCACACCCACCCGCAGCUGCUCACCGUGGACCUGUCCUCCAACCACAUGGCCCGGCUGCCCGUGGAGGACAUCGCCCUGUGGCCGGCCUCGCACCAGAGGGGCCUGUUUCUGUUCAACAACUCGCUGCUGUGCGACUGCGCCGUGUACACCAUGUUCCGCCACUGGGAGCAGAAGGGCUUCGAGUCGGUGAGCGACUUCAAGGACGAGUACCGGUGCCUGCUGUACGGCGACCCGCGGGCGCCCGUGCGCUUCUUCCGCCAGGGCCGCUUCUUCGAGAACUGCACGGUGGGGCGGACGCUGUCCCUGGUGGCGCCCAAGGCCAACCUGGUGGUGUACGAGGGCGAGCUGGUGAGGCUGGACUGCACCAGCUCGGCCAGCAGCGGCGAGAACGUCUCCUUCGUCUGGACCUCGCCGCACCCGGAGGGCAUCGGCACGCUGCUCCAGAACGGCACCCUGCGCCUGAACCAGGACGGCAGCCUGGAGAUCCCCUACGCCAAGCUGGACGACGCGGGCGUCUACCAGUGCACGUCCAUGGACAGGGUCCAGAUGCUCAACGAGUCGCGGGAGGUGAACGUCACCGUGGCCACACGGCAGGCCUCCGACGAGCCCUUCAACACGGGCUACACGACCCUGCUGGGCUGCGUGGUGACCCUGGUGCUGAUCCUCAUGUACCUGUACCUGACCCCGUGCAGGUGCAGCUGCUGCAGGUCCCCCGGCUCGCCGUCGCCCGGCGAAGGGUCCGGCUCGCGCGAGGACCACUGCACGCUGGCGUCCAUCUUCGGGGCCCCGUCCUCCCUGGUCGGCGGUGGCAGUGAGCAGCUGCCGCGGAAGGCCCCUCCUCCUCCGUCGUCGUCGUCGUCGGUGCCAGCGAUGGACCGGCGUGUGGUGUUCCUGGAGCCGCUGCUGGAGGAGCAGAACGGCCACCUGAAGGCCACCUUCACGCCGGAGCAGCUGGCCCAGUUCCAGUGGGAGACGGAGCGGCUGAAUCCAGCCUCCGGCACCGAGCGCAAUGCGGCUCUGUAG